AUGUCAUUCACGUCAGAACCCUCCUCCUCAACAGGAGGGCAGUUCCAAGACAAUACAAUUCCAUCUACAGCACACCUAGAACCAUUGACAAUUCCGCCAAACGAGGCCACAGAAGGCCAUCCAAACCCAUUCACUGAGCAGGAGCUUGGGGAGUACAAAGAACAAGACCGUUACCUCCCAAUUGCCAAUGUCGCACGGAUAAUGAAGCUCUCCGUUCCAUCGAAUGCAAAAAUUGCGAAGGACGCGAAGGAGGCGAUGCAAGAAAGCGUUUCCGAGUUCAUUAGUUUCAUUACGUCCGAAGCAGCGGAGAAGUGCCUCAUAGAGAAGCGCAAAACCAUUGGAGGUGAAGAUAUAGUGUAUGCGAUGAAGAGUCUAGGGUUCGACAAUUAUGCUGCCGUGCUCCAAGUUUAUUUGGCUAAACUCAGGCAGCACCAGGCGAUGGUUUCUGCGGCCAGAUCUCAGGCCCAAGAUGUUGACGAGCCAAUCAAUCAUUCACAUCAACGCAACUUCAUCAUCCCUACCGGACUAGUGCUGAGGGCACGCCUGAAAACGCUUCACAGUCAUGAGCGCUACUGGAUAUACCGUUAA
Messenger RNA from Cantharellus anzutake, 588 nucleotides. RefSeq names its product histone-fold-containing protein. The record is from RefSeq and is a predicted model, not a curated record. NCBI's taxonomy places the organism in Eukaryota, Fungi, Basidiomycota, Agaricomycetes, Cantharellales, Hydnaceae. Gene Ontology annotation, cellular component: CCAAT-binding factor complex. Gene Ontology annotation, molecular function: RNA polymerase II cis-regulatory region sequence-specific DNA binding; protein heterodimerization activity; DNA-binding transcription activator activity, RNA polymerase II-specific. Bases 1 to 588 code for a protein of 195 amino acids. The transcript has 3 exons. Gene Ontology annotation, biological process: regulation of transcription by RNA polymerase II.